Molecule: messenger RNA, 2435 nt
Organism: Pogonomyrmex barbatus (red harvester ant)
Lineage: Eukaryota; Metazoa; Arthropoda; Insecta; Hymenoptera; Formicidae
Product: cyclic GMP-AMP phosphodiesterase SMPDL3A
Molecular function (GO): phosphoric diester hydrolase activity
Source: RefSeq, a predicted model, not a curated record
GUUCGUCGAUCGUUCACUCCGCGAAGGUGAGGGGGUGUUUUCGCUGAGGGACGCGACGCGACGCGACGUGACGCGGGAGCGCGCAAUUUUCGUCGCUAUCUCUUUUUUGCCUUCUUGCUCCGACUGUUGACCGCUAUUUCGCGAAUAACACAGUCAACAGUUAUAUCUGUGUUGCAAAUUUGCGGGACAGAUAAGAGAUAUAUAUAAGGAAUAUAAGGAAUAGAUAUAUGUGAUUUAUCUCUGGUCUCGCGUGUGCGAAAGGUCUUCGGCAGUGUCACUGGGAGUGAGAAAGGAGAUUACGAGGCGAAGUUGAGGGCGGAGAAUGAUCCAAGUGUUAAAGGAGCGUUGAAGACUCUAUCUUCGGGGGAACGGUAUAUAAGUAAUCGCGCCGGUCGGAACCACCGGUGAUUUAUAAGCCGCGAUCGUAAAUCCGAAGCUCGCGAUCGCGAGAGGCGAAGGAAGGAAGGAAAGGUGUGUGUAGGUGUACCGUGGUGUGUACGUGUAUAUUCUCCGGUAUGACCAGUCACGAGUGAGGCUCCCAGUACCCGACAUCCAUUCUCGCGGAAUCACACGAACACGUGCGAUUCCGGAAAGAUGAUACGCGACUACCUGAUACUGCUCUCAUGGCUCUGCGCGGUGCAAGGAAAGAUAGGAUACUUCUGGCACAUAACCGACAUUCAUUACGAUCCAACAUAUGCUACGCAAGGAAACGCCGCUACGUGCUCGAACAUGAGAAACAGCGACGGCGGAUGGAUGAGGCUCGACAAAAGACUGAUGGGCAAGUUCGGCAACUACAGUUGCGACUCGCCUUGGGCCCUGGUCGAAUCGGCGGCGCGGGCGAUGAGAUCGAAGCACAGCGAGGGGAUCGAGUUCGUCCUGUGGACGGGUGACGCGCUGACGCGCAAUGCCGGCAUGAACGCGGAGCUGCGUCUGCAGUGUUUGCGGAAUUUGACCGAUCUGUUGCACCGCACGUUCAAAGGGCACUUCGUAUUCCCCGCGCUCGGCCAUGAAGACAUCGGCGUGAAUUACACGCAGCUCGCGAGCCUCUGGCAGAACUGGCUACCGCCGGAAGCCGUAGACACUUUUGUAAAGGCCGGCUACUAUACGAUCGAGCAGCGCUCGAAAAAAUAUCGGAUCGUCUUCCUUAAUACGAAUUUGUGGCUGAGCUCGGUCGACAGCCGUAUGCUGCAUCGCGCCGGAAGCAGCACGGUCGAUAACACGCAGGAUCCCUUCGGCCAAUGGUCCUGGUUCCAGUCGGUCCUCGAGAAUGCGCGGAAGAAGAAAGAGACGGUAGGUUGUUACUUUGCGAUAUAUGAUAUUAUUGGUCUUCCGAGUGAGCUAUUAUACCGCGCGUUACUCGGACGCGCAUUACUUUCCUCCUGUUAUAUUGCGCUCUUCCGUCGUCGUUAUACGACGGCGGAUAAUGACCACAUAUAUGUCUAUGUGUUGCACGUUGCGCAGAUUCUGGAUUACACGCAGUACUAUCUUAAUCUGCCUGAAGCGAAUUCAAUCGGCAAAGCGAACUGGAUAGUCGAGUACUCGCUGCUCGACUAUUAUGAGCUGCAGGAGAUAUCGGCGAUCACUCUUCACGAUCUGGCGGACCGGUUUACUCAGUCGAACGAUUACGCCUUCGUCAGGUAUUACGCGGCCAACACGGUCUCGGUGCCGCGCGAGGUGGAGCAAAUCUGGGGCUGCGGCGGACCUCUCAACGGAGUCUGUGCGCUGCAUCAUUACUGCACUGUGACAAGGCUCAAUCCCGAGACCUACAAGGAAUGCUAUUCGUCCUACGCCUAUGCCCUGGCGUCCACGGGACACUCCACCGUACGUCUCUACUUCGCGUUGCAUCUGCUAAUCCUGCUGAUUUGCGCCGAGAUUCUGAACGACCGGUAGGAUGAACGAGAUGAGAGGACUCUCGAUAGCGCGGGCUACGCCUCGCGUCGGCCCUCCAACGCAACAGCGGUCCGCGUCUUUUCUCUGGCAGAAUCCGAUCGGGAUGCGUUAUCGAUCGGCUACGGAUCGGAUCGGUCUAGAAGCGGUCCACGAGUCAAGGCGAGCGCAUCUAGCGAUACGGCGUUACGGUGUGUCAUCUACUUUGUCUAUGUCUCUGUCGUGUCUCCGUCUUCUCCUUGUCGCGCCACCGAAAUUGUUCAGGCGCGCCUUCGUUCCGUCGUGUUUGGUGUUGCGUGUCUACGCGUUUUUUCAACUGAGGCACUGUAAAAAUUCCGAAUUCCAGAUAUAGGGGAUAUCCGACAGAUAUCCAGGAUGAUUUCGAAUCCCGCCACGCAAUUCAGCUUUGAAAUUGAGAUAUCCGAAUAAUUCGGGUACGAUUAUUCGAAUAAUUCCAGUAAUUUGGACAAUUCGGAUAAAUCGGAUAAUUUGAUUUGAGUGAUUUGGAUAAUAUUCGUGUAUUAAAAUAACGUUUGAAUAUUGGUAAU